AUGGAAGCCACAUUUCUCUUGCUGGAGAUUCAUUUCUUUUUGAGGAGGCCCGUUCGUUCCGCUGUUCCACUUCAUGUGAAGCAGCAUCCAGAAGAACGAGUUAUGAAGGAAAAAUCCCCGUCCCAAGUAGUCCUUGUUGCAGUGGAUCCAGGAUCCUCCGCUCCGGUUUCGGAAGCAAGUGACGCCUACACCAUUGCUGCAUCUCCCAUCUUUGGUUACCUGGGUUCUUCAACUAGAAAGUCCUCAAUUGAUGGUGACCUCAAGUUGCCUUUUAUCUCGGAUAAACUAGAAUCUAUCAAGAGCCUUCGGAGACAUCUUCCUGGUUCAGUUAGAGACGAGGACCUCUCGUUUCAGCAUAACGGAGGGUGCAGCGUAACGCAGACAGUCUUCAAUGGUAUUAACGCGCUCGCUGGUGUUGGCCUUCUUUCCACUCCGUUUACAAUCCAUGAAGCUGGAUGGUCUGGUCUUGCACUUCUGUCUUUUGUUGCAAUUAUUUGUUGUUAUACUGGAGUUCUUCUCAAGCAUUGCUUUGAGAGCAAAGAUGGCAUUACAAACUAUCCAGACAUUGGGGAGGCUGCCUUUGGAAGAAUUGGCCGUCUGUUCAUAUCUAUUAUUUUGUAUACCGAGUUAUAUUCUUAUUGUGUGGAAUUCAUUAUUUUGGAAGGUGAUAGUAUGACAUCAAUCUUUCCUGGCGUUAAUCUUAAUUUCUUAGGGAUUUAUGUUGACAGUAAACAUUUCUUUGGAGUGUUCACUACUCUUGUAAUCCUGCCCACAGUAUGGCUGCGAGAUCUUCGAGUUCUAUCAUACCUUUCAGCGGGCGGUAUUGUUGCAACUCUUGUAGUUUUUGUAUCUGUUGCUCUAGUCGGCACCACUGAAGGUGUAGGUUUCCAUCCGACUGGGGAAGCAGUGAGGUGGAGUGGUAUGCCCUUUGCUAUCGGUAUUUAUGGUUUUUGCUACUCUGGGCAUUCAGUGUUUCCAAAUAUCUACCAAUCAAUGUCUGAUCGCACAAAAUUCACCAAGGCACUUUUUAUAUGCUUCGCAAUUUGCACAGUAAUAUAUGGCUCAUUUGCUAUUAUGGGCUAUCUCAUGUUUGGUGACAAGACACUGUCACAAAUAACAUUGAAUCUUCCAAAAGAGUCAUUUGCCUCGAAAGUUGCUAUGUGGACCACGGUGAUCAACCCUUUCACUAAAUUUGCCUUAUUUUUAAACCCAUUGGCUCGGAGUUUAGAAGACUUGCGCCCUGAAGGAUUUUUGAAUGAAACAAUCUGCUCCGUUAUACUGAGGACUGCCCUUGUUGCGUCAACGGCUGUCAUUGCCUUUCUUUUUCCAUUCUUCGGUCUGAUGAUGGCUCUGAUUGGAUCCCUUCUUAGUACACUUGUGGCAGUCAUAAUGCCCGCCUUGUGCUUCCUGAAGAUCGCGCAGAAUAAAGCCACACGUCCUCAGGUGAUUGCGAGCGUCUCUAUAAUAGUGGUCGGAGUCGUCAGUGCCGCCCUCGGAACCUACUCCUCAGUGGCCCGCAUAAUCGGACACUAUUGA
This is a messenger RNA of Triticum turgidum subsp. durum (durum wheat), 1536 nucleotides long. Lineage: Eukaryota; Viridiplantae; Streptophyta; Magnoliopsida; Poales; Poaceae. The record is from the annotation of a GenBank genome assembly.